Molecule: messenger RNA, 1774 nt
Organism: Leptopilina boulardi
Lineage: Eukaryota; Metazoa; Arthropoda; Insecta; Hymenoptera; Figitidae
Product: monocyte to macrophage differentiation factor 2
Exons: 4
Coding region: 75-899 (274 amino acids)
Cellular component (GO): membrane
Molecular function (GO): pore-forming activity
Source: RefSeq, a predicted model, not a curated record
GGGAAUAAUCUAAUCUGAAUUCUUCAGCCAAAAGAAAUAUCCUUUUUGUUAAUUACGAGUAAAUUAACAUAAACAUGGAUGGACCAUUUUUGCAUCAAUUGAUUACAGCACCUGUAAAAAAUGUUCUCAAAUUACAGCGAAUCAAAGAAGUUAAAUGGAAGAAUCCACGAUCAUGUACAAACGAGGCAUACACACCUACGUUUGUGGAGCACGUUGCAAAUGUAAUAACCCAUGGAAUUUGGAUCAUACCUUCAUUGGUUGCAGCACUUGAAUUAUUACAACGUUCCACAACAUGGACACAAUUUUUGUCUGCUACUAUUUAUGGGACAUCUUUGCUUCUUGUCUUCACUGUGUCAACAUUUUUUCAUUGUGUUCAUUAUCAUAAUCAAAAUGGACAAUUAAAAGACGCUCUUCAUCGAUUUGAUCGUGCAAUGAUCUACAUUUUUAUAGCUGCCACUUAUUUUCCAUGGUUAAAUAAUGAGCGCUUCCAAUCGCAUGUAACUUUAUCUACAAUGAGAAUUUUAAUAUGGAUCAUGGCAAGUCUUGGUAUUCUUUAUCAGCAAAUUUUCCAUGAACGAUACAAAAAGCUUGAAACAGUUUUUUAUCUGGUUAUGGGUGUAGGACCUAGUAUAGCAAUUGUCGAUAUUAAUGAAUAUAACGAUAUUAUAGAGCUCAAAGUGGGAGGAUUAAUGUAUAUAAUAGGAAUAAUAUUUUUUAAAUCCGAUGGACGAAUUCCUUGUGCUCAUGCAAUUUGGCACAUGUUUGUUGUCUCAGGAGCUGCUUUUCAUUAUUUUGCAAUUUUAAAUCAUCUUUAUCCAAUGGCUGAUGAUGAUAAAGGAUCCAGUACAUUGAAAAAUCCUAUUUUAUCCAAUUUUAUAGAAUCUCAUUUAGAACUUUAAAAUUUCUAGGUGUCUUAAAUCUCCAAUUUUAUCAAUCAAUUUUACAAAUCAAUAUCGAUUGAUAUUUUGAAUUUUAUAUAUUUUAUAAGCAUGAUAUUAACAAAAACAAAAAAAAAAAAAAAACACGAGAAUAAACGCAGUAGAAUUCUCGAAACUAAAAAAAAAAAACGAAACAUCACUGCUAAAUAAAGUGCCACUGAUAAUACCAAAUGAUUAGAAAAUAUUUAGCGCAAUUCGAAUAUCUAAAAAAACAAAGACAAAUGAAAAUUAAUUUCAUCUUCAUUGUCUUCAAGAGACUCCAAUUUAUUGGUGAUGAAGAAAUCGUGAAAAUAUAAAACAAAAAAUUUGUUUUCUAAACCAAAUCUAAAUUAGUAAUAUAUAUAAAAAAAUGUGGUAUAAUAAAUAUUCAAUAAAUUUAGAUCUUUUGAUAUAGAUGAUACAAUAGAAAAUGAAAUAACUUGUAUUUUGUCAGUUUUUAAUUUUACUGUUAUCAAUUUUUUAAAAAUAUCUAAGACACAAUAGUGUCUUAAAAAUUAUUUAAGAAUAUAAUAAAUUUUCUUAAAUAAUUUUUCGAUCUCAAAAAUAUAUAUUUAGUCUGCUAAAAAAAAUGAUUUAUAGAAAAAAUUGAAUUAGGAUAUAAUUUUUUUAUAGUAAUAAUAGUAGAAAAAAAUGAGAUUAUGUUGAAAAAAUUUUGUAAGAAAUAUAAAAUUAUUUGUUUGUAAAACAGUGCCAAAAUCAGAAAAUAAUUUAUAGUGCCAUUCUAAAAAAAAAAAAAAGAAAAAUUUUAUAUAUUUGAAAAAAAUAAUAAAAGCGCCAAAAUACAGUAUAAAAAAGUAAAACGCUUUUUCACUAAAAAAAAAAAUAAAUAAAUAAAA